UAAACUGGAGUCUGAUAACUUUAUACUGGGUCAAUUUAAAAAUAUAAAGCUGUAAAAUAUUGCACUCUGUCUUCAUGGAUUUAUACAUGGGAUGAUAUGACAUUCCACUAUCACAUCACUGUGUUUUAACAAAGAAUCUAGAGCUAAAUUGGUAACAUAUUGCUUUAUUGUGAAAUGGAAAGGCAGCUAUUAAUUUCUUCUACUGCUAAAAUCAAACGUUUUAAAUGAUGACAUUACAAUAAUGUUACCAAACAUUUGUUUUCUAGAUUUUGAAACAUAAAAACAGAGAAUAAACAGCUGACAAACUUAUAAAUGUGUUCAUGAAUAUCAACUUUUUGUACGAUCAGUAAUACAUUUUUAUUGCUACGCAUGUUAAAUCUGCCAUUCGUGAUAUGAAUUAUUUCAUAUUCAUUCAGCAACAGGUGAUCUAGAUGCAGUGCUGUAUAUGUUACACUAAUCUCCAUUAUGCUGGAGAAAACUGUAUAACCUUGCAUUAUUAAUAAUAAUAAUAAAACAACUAGAUGUUAAAUAGACUUAUGCCGCAUGGUUCGCUUCUGCCUCGGGCCGGCCCUGCUUCUCAUUUUGUUUGCGCAUCUGUUCACCGGACGUCUGGUUUUCUGAAAAAGGGCAUCACCUUGUGACGUCACCAGCACAAAUCACCUACAUGGCUGAGUCACACACGGGCACACACACGUACAAGUGUGUGUCCGUGUGUGUGUGUGUGUGUGUGUGUGUGUGUGUGUGUGUGUGUAGCUGCGGUUUGAGCGCGUAUGUGCAGAGGAGGAGGAGGAGGGGGGAGCGCAGUGGGGCGCGCUGAGCGGCAGACAGAGCAUCAGUACAGCGCAGCAGAGCGCCGCGGUCACACCGGGGAAGGACGCACCGAUCUCCGAGGAGAGGGGGAAAUCGGCUUUUGUUUUGUUUGCAGGACAGCGUCACACACACACACACACACACACCUGAUAGGCGAAGAUAUAUAUAUUUAAAAAAAGGCAAACAACAACAAAAGGGAGGUUGCGCAAAAGUAGUCUGCAACAUUCAGGAUUUCAGCCGAUUUCUGCAAGUCGUGGCAUCUUGUUUGGAAACUAGUCAAACAAUGCACUCUGUCGGAGACGGCUGAUGCCCGAAGAUGAGACUCGGAGGAAGUUUUUGGCGACGUCCCGCUGUUUUGUGGUCCUCAGGUGGGACAAAGUCUGGUAGGUCUCUCCGGUCACCUUCUGCUAUAAUGCCUUGUGGCGGCGCGCCGGCGUGCGUGUGACUGACUGACUGACCGACAGUCUGUCCAAGAGAGAAAGAGAGGCUGGAUAGAAACAUCAGGCAGGCUGUCAGGCAGCGACGGCUGGACUCCCAGCGCAGGCUUCUCUCCUCUCUCCCCGCUCCCCAGACUCAUGCAGGAUGCCCGGGAAGCGCCGCCGGGGAGCGCUGGUCCAGCUCAGCCCGAGUUCAUGACGCCCUGGGCGGCCUCGUCAUGCGUUUCUUGCCCGUGCCCAGCGCCCAUUCCCUCCGGCUUCUCUUCCUCUUUAUCUUCGUGAUGGGGGUGGCCCCGUCUCCGGCGCUCACAGCCGGCUGCCCCGACGGAUGCGUGUGCGACGACCAGCUGGUGGUCCAGUGCGCCGGACAGGAUCUCACGCUGUUCCCCAACGACCUGCCCCUGGCGACCCGGCAGCUCAUCCUCUCCAACAACCGCAUCGCGGACCUGCCGGCCCUUCAGCUCAACUACCUGUCCGAUCUGGUCUAUCUCGAUUGUAGCAACAACUCGCUGACAGAAAUCUCCGAGUCCACUUUCGGGAACUUGCGGAAACUCGCCUACUUGGACUUGUCUUUCAACACGCUGCUGCAGAUCGAGGACCGGACUUUCGGGCCCCUUUCUUCCCUGGUGAUGCUCCGGAUGACGGACAAUCCGAGUCUGGGGGAGAUCCACCCGGACGCCUUUUCGGAGAACUUUGCUCUGCAGGUCCUGGACGUGAGUCGGAACAACCUGACGGUCUUGAACAUCAGCAGUCUGAUCGCACUACCGGCUCUGCGCUCUCUGGGCCUCAGCGGGAACCCGUGGAGGUGCGACUGUGACACCGAGGACCUCUGCCUGUGGGUGCAGAUAGAGGGAUUCAAGUUCCAAGAUGAAGGCCAGACGAUUUGCUACAACCCUCCGGAGCUGGCGGGCCAGCGGUUGGCGGAGGUCGGCAUGCAGCUGCGGGCGGACUGCCACCAGGGCCUGGGCUACUGGGACUACCUCUUCUUCAUCGUCAUCGGCUUCGUCAUCUUCUCGGCCGGCACUGUGUCGGCCUGGGUGAUGGGCGUGCUCAUGGUGCUGUACGAGCGCUACAGCAAGCGGAAGAGCGAGGAGCUGGACAGCGAGGACGAGGACGAGAGGGGGCCGACGAACGGGAGCGGCGGAGGAGGGAACCAGGGGAACGGGGACCUGAGCAAACCCAACAUGCAGGUGUGACGGGCCGCUGCGGGGAGGCGUCCGGAAACGUUGCGUGAAGGGAAGACGGACAAGAAAACGGAGGAGGGACGAACCUCCGCCGUGAAACUGAGAUCUGCUUGUCUCUUCAUGUUGCAGAUUUAGAUAUCGCAAAUGCUCUUUAACGUAACGAAAAGCGUGUGUUUAAGCGUGUGUGUGCGUGUGUGUGUGUGUGUGUGUGUGUGUGUGUGAGAGAGAGAGAAACAAUCAGAGACAGCAAUAAGGAUGCCUUUGAGCUAUGAGAACAGAUUGACCUCUGAGUUUAUUGAGAGCAAUAACCCUGCACAUACAACCACAAGUUCCUCCAUACGAUGUAAAGUGCUCUUUACCAACACCUUGUGUGAGUGGCACAUUCAAGCACACACGUACACUUCAUUCACAAAAUAAAGGUAAAAUGGGGGGAGGUUCACAAAAAAAGAAGAAAAAAAAGACCGAUGCCUUAAAUCUGCCACAGUGGAAACAGGGAAACUUGUGUAUAUCAGUGUUUAAACGGUAUCUUCACUUGAAAUAGUCAAUGUUAGCCGUUUCUGUGGUCAGGACGAAAACUGUCCACAUAGAGCAAAAACUCAUUUUGGUGGUUACAUAAUUAAAUAGAUAGAAAACACAGUAGGCUGAUUGUACGUAAAACAAGUGACUCACAACUCACUGAAACACAAACAACACGCGUUGACUUUUGGACCUGCUGUCCAAAAGUCAACGCAUUCUGCUCUUUACUUGAGGCUGCUGAGAUCGAAGCGCCAUUGGAAAGUCUCCGUGGGGAUCUUCGAAAUAUUUCAAACUGUAAAUCUUUCAUGGGAAAUCACCAGGAUGAACUGGAAAUGGGGGUUCAUUUAAGGAAACCACAUCGUAUACGGGCAUGAAUAUAUAUUUUUUUGUAACUAAAUUCCAUUUCCCAUGAAAUGUUUCUAAGUUUGAUAAUCGAUGGAGUUUUGAGUCGAUAUUUCUCAUGUCAAACAGGCACUUUGUUCAGUUUUUUUUUUGUGUUCUUUUACAAGUACUAUUGGAGAUUAUCUGCUUAAUUGGUUCUGUAACCUUUUUGACUGACAGCUGGUUAGAGGCAAAAAACCCCAACAAAACAACAACAAGCAACUGAUGCAGUCUUCACACACGAGGGAUAUUAGCAGAAUUAACUGUGUGACAUUUUUUUGAAUGUAAAAACAUCUUGGACUCUAAAAAGCUUUGCCGGUUUCUAACAAAGCAGCUUGACACCACUUAAAAACUUCGCUUUGGGCUGAUCUUCCAAUGUGCUUGAGCUUCGUAGAGUGAAGCUUCAGUGCUCUUCACAGCUAGGCGUGAUUACAGGCUCCCGCUUGUUGCCGAGUUUCGAGAAAUGUAGGCUUAAGGCGUCACAAAUUGUACGUGACUUGAACAUGUCACCUUGUUUGAGCUGAACAUUAUAAAAAUCUUAAUCUGGCUCCUGCGGGACUUGCUAAUGCAGCAGAAUUACGACAGAUGCAAGAGCAACACCCCGGCAAGUUUUGAGUGUUAGUCUGAAUGGUUUAGAGUAAACAGGACAGCGUUGGUUGCAGCAGCAGUAACACUACACCGUUUUCAUUUAACAAUAACAGAACGCUGGUUUCUUCUCACAAGAUUUUCUUUUGCAAUGAAAGAUUUUGUCUAAAAUGUCCAACAAUCCCACAUUUGUAGACUUUGGUCCCUCACCUCAUCUCUAGAGAUUGUGCAAGUUGUUCAAGUCAGAGCUGCCAACAUCUCAGCUGUCAGUAGGAAUGGUAAUAAAAUCUCCUUAAUUGGAAGGAGAUGUCGGAGUCAGGCAGAGUCAGAAACAGGAGAAAACUCUGAAUUGUGAGAGUUGGCAACACUGCAGGAAGCCGUGUCUCCGGUGCUUCAAGGGUUUCAUUUGGCUGUUUUGUGGCAGGCUUAUAUGGUGCAUUCGAUUUGUACUCAGAUGCUGGAAUCUUAUAACUCCAAAUUAGCACUCCAAGAACAUGUUCAAUAAAUAGGCCGUGCAUAUAAAUCUAAUUGAAAGUUACAUUAAUAUAGUAGAUAUCAGCGUUCCCUUGUCAGGGACCAAAGGCAGCCGCAAAUAGUUCAGCUCCAGGAAUAGUUGAGACCCCCUCUGGAAACGCUUGGCUAUUUUCACAGUUCAACACUAAAUAUAUCUCAUUAUGCAUUAAUGUGUACAGGGGAAACCGUUUUAGCACUACCACAGAAGCUAACAUCUACAGCAGUCUUCCUUAUUUCAGCUUUCUGGAGUACAGCCAAUCAGCAACAGGGAAAGUAAAUGCAGCCCCCCUCCAUUGGCUGCUUUGCAAACGGCAGCCAAUAGCAUGUCAAGUAGCACUGCACCAGGUUCCCAAACUGCAAUUUCCUUUCAAAUGUUUAAGAUGUGCACCACAAAAAAAAAAAAGAAAAAACCAAGUUUCUGUGAAUAACUUUGAGUUUGAUGAUUCCUUAUUGACUUAAAUCCAUAUAACAAUAUAUGAGACUGUAAUAAGUACACAAUAUUCCAGUCCAGGAUUGUCCAGUCCACAUUUGCGUUAUUCUGCAUAUCUGCUUCUAAACCAACCCUAAAUAUUGAAGAUUUUAAACUAUGGGCGAUCAGAUGCAGCCCAGACUUGUCGGCACAACUUUUUAAAAGUCUGUUAGCUCUGAUAGAAAAACGUGAAGCAGAUUAAUAUUAAAAAUAUUUCUGAACUGCUUAAAAACCUUUUGUAUCUUGUCUCUGUCAAAUAUUCUAUUUUCUAGUGAGUACCCAAACUGCUCCUGAGUAAAUAUUUUACAUUUAGAUGUAGGGUUCUACAGUGUUUCUCUUCAGUUCUUCUUCUGAUGAGUGUUAGCAUAAAAAAGCAAGUCUCAAACACAGAUUCUUGUUGCUAAGCUGAAAUUGUCCAUUUCAUUGCUAUUAUCAGUAGAUCUGCUACUACAUCCCUGCUUUAAUGUUUACGUUUCAGAAUGUGCUCCUGCUACAUUUUGCUGCAGACAGUUCUUAGCACAGCAACAGCUAGCAAACCUGUCUUUGUUUUCCUACUGCUCGGCUCUGGGGUCAAGUCCAGAACCAUUACUGAUGCACAGCUCCUCGUUCCUGGACAUAUUUUCUGGUUUGGUGUCAAUUUACUGCUCAAGCUUUGUCCCCUGUAAAGGCAGACAAAGUCUUCUUUUGGGGGCACAAAGUAAUCCGGUAGCGUUUGUAUUGGCUUUUCUUUAGGUUUCGCUGUGAAGCUAAAAAUUCACCACAGUGCAGCAACCAUAUCUAAGACGCUGGAGUUAUAGAAGUGGGACAGAUUCAUGGUGGCUGCACAUGAAGAUGGUAAUAAGACGGAUUUAAUCAGUCAAGCACUUAAUGAGGACUUUAUGUGAUGUGACUGGUCUUCUCUCCUGGUUAACCUCAUGUUACACUGAACAUACAAGGCUGAGAAAACGAAUUUAAUUCCUUUUAGUUUUUCUUUCAGUUUUUUUUUCUCAUAAGCUUCAGACACAUUUUAUUGUUAAAGAAAGUGACUUUCUUUUUGGAAACAAAGGUGUUCAUAGUUGGCAUUUGUGCUUAGUUUUACUUCCUUAUUGUUGAAUCAGGGUUUUUUGCAGGUUUCACCAUCUGUCUUGAACUUUUUGAGACCAUUAUGAAUGAAAUUUAAAACCCUCAACUCCACAGAAAAGUCCUAACUUCAUCCAGCCAACGGGCGAUAAAUUUGCACUUACCCACGAGAAAUGCAAAAAAAGCUAGUUAGCCGUGAAUUAGCUGCUAACUAGCUUGUGGCAGCAUCAACUGUCUUGAGUGACAGGCAAUGAAAGAUGUCAAAACAUAGAACAUACAAAAUUACGACAAAAUUUAAGACCUGUGACUAACAUAUUAAAGGCAAACGUAUUGCUUAAAACUGAAUUUAAGACAUUUAAGGCCUUAAUUUUAGAUACAUAAAUUUAAGACUUUUGUGGAUGUACGGACAUCCGGUGAAUCAUCUCAUCUUAACUGAGUCUAGUGAGACCUGCAGCAAUGCUGGGCGUUCUGCUUGCUUCUUGUGUGACCUCUCUGGGUUGUCUGUGUGCUCUUGAAGUAAUUUUGAUAGGCCAGGGAAGAUUCACCACUGUUUUAUGUUUGGUUCUCAUUUUGGCUCUGCGUUGUUCAGGACCCUUUAAAACGGCUUUCUAAUGUCCUUCCCAGUAAGAUUAAUGUCCGCCACGUUACCAUCAUCAAGAUCAAGGUAUGAUAUUUUGCUUUUUGACAUCUCUCAGCCUACUUCAUGUUGUCAGACAGGUUCUACAUAAGUGAAUGUAUUGGUUCUACAGAUUUGACCAUAAUUAAGCCUGGGUGUUGUUUGUAAGCAUUAUCUUAAUUGAUCAAAGAAUGGGUCACCAACUCAUAGGAAUGUGCUUGUUUUUUUUUUACCGUCAUAAUUUUUGUCCUUGUGGAUCUGGAAUGCGUAAGUGUGACAAAGAAAAAGCAAAAACAGAAAAAAAAAAUGUAGCAAAAUACGUGUAAGCAACAACAUUCAAGGUCACCGCGGAGCACCGAAAGUGGAGUGUUUGUUGGCGCGCGCGCAACUGGGCCUGUUUAAUUGGGUCAGCGCGAUCACAAAGCAGCAUGGGUGACUGAUGUACGGACGGAAGACGAUCAAAAGCCCCUUCUCUUCCACUCCGCGUCGCCUCCAGCCCGUCCGUCACGGGUAGGAGUUCGGAGAUGAUAAACGGCAAACUUCCCGAUGGAGAUGGGCGGGGAGAAGAGUGUCAGAAGUGUGGAUUCUUUCCGCACGACACGCUGAGCCGUUUGAGAGAUUGAUAGGCUACAUUAUUGUCCUUUGCUGAGAACGUAAACGCUUAAAGGAUAAAUCUCAAGAGAGCUCGAUGCGUGUGUCACCGAGUAUCUGUGAACACACGCAGGUGUGUAUUUAUGGCUUCUGGCGGCAUCUUUUGAUGCUGAUGCACAUGAGUGGCUUCAGAUUUAUUUACAACGGUGGGUUAACUAAUCAUCAGGGUAACACACCUUAUCCGACACAAAGUCAAGCACAGGAAUCAGCUCACUGUCUGUUAUACACACACACACAUGCGCACACGCACACAGGCCAGCAGUCACACACAUACACACACACACACACACAUACACACACACACACACACAUACACACACACACACACACACACACAUCCAACACAUGCAAAAUGAAACUCAAGGGCAUAGCUAAAGUCAGAGCCGCGGGCCCGAGAACAUUAACACUCCUGUUUUGGUCUCUCUUGCCAUGCAUCACUUCAUCCUCUUAUCCUCCCCUCCAUCUUCAAUCUGACGCCAUCAUCAGCUUUAACACACACACACACACGCACACACUGAGACACACCUGGACUCAUAAUUUACCCCGGCUAAAUCUUUACUCUGUCGUUAUCAGAUCGUUUUUGUCAAAGGGAGGCUUAAAGCGCCGUCCGUCCGUCUUAUAUUACCUCGCAAUCAUUUGGCGCAGAAGGGCACGACCUCUCAGCCGCAACAUGCCGGUAUUUAUCAGAGGACAACAAUACUUCCUGUCUGGAGAGCGUAACUAUUUUCAGUUUGAUGCCGGCGACGGCUGUGCAGCGGACGGAGAGCGGCUGUUGCGUGCUGUAGGUCAGAAAGUGCGGCGGUGUGGCAGUGGAAGCGAUUUGUAACUGGUGCUAACAUGUCGCCGCACCGAACAGAGGACAGAGUAAAAAUAUUGCGGACGUUAAAAGACGAGGGUUUGUUCUUGUGGACGUGUAGAAAGUAUGAAAAUGAAAAAAGUAUGAAACGAUCCUCUGAGAAACAUCUGUGGUAGAUAAGCGAUUUAUAGAGAAACUCGUGGUUAAAAAGGUCUAGUUGAAGCGAGGUUCUCGGUAACAGGCAUUUUCCCUCCAAAGCAGUUCUUUACUGGUUGGUUUACUUUUACAAUCAGUCAAUCAGGUUUAUUUGCACAGCGACAAGGCAGUUAAAAGGUGCUUUACAUCAUGAAAAUAU
Molecule: messenger RNA, 8372 nt
Organism: Poecilia reticulata (guppy)
Lineage: Eukaryota; Metazoa; Chordata; Actinopteri; Cyprinodontiformes; Poeciliidae
Gene: lrrc52
Product: leucine rich repeat containing 52
Cellular component (GO): voltage-gated potassium channel complex
Molecular function (GO): voltage-gated potassium channel activity; potassium channel activator activity; transmembrane transporter binding
Source: RefSeq, a predicted model, not a curated record